AGAUGACACACACACACAGAGGCAACCUCACAGAGAAGAGUGGGAAUUUGAAUGUGUGUGUGACGGUCACGUGCGUGUGUGUUUGGUGUGAAAACCAUUGCAUCGGCCUGGUCGAUAUGAGAUGUUUGUCAGGCGCCUGGCUGGGUUUGGACUUCUUCAGUCAAAACAAAGGUGCUGGUAAGUGCUGAAGAUGAGUAGUGGUGGGGGGGACACUCCGGAGCCCCCCAGAGGGGACUCUCUGAAGAGGAAAGACUGUCAGUCGGACCUCCUAGGACCCAGCCCGAAGAGAAGCACAGAGAGACGGAACAGGGAGCAGGAGAACAAAUACAUCGAGGAGUUGGCAGAGCUGAUCUUUGCCAACAUCAACGACAUGGACGACCUCAACGUCAAGCCGGACAAAUGUGCCAUUCUCAAGGAGACUGUGAAGCAGAUCAGGCAGAUCAAGGAGCAGGCAGAAAAGGCUCCGGUGGCUGAUGCUGAGGAGGUGCAGAAGGCGGACGUCUCCUCCACGGGGCAGGGCGUCAUCGAUAAAGACACGCUUGGCCCGAUGAUGUUGGAGGCCCUGGACGGCUUCUUCUUUGUUGUCAACAUGGAGGGCAACAUAGUGUUUGUGUCGGAGAACGUCAGCCAGUAUUUGCACUACCAGCAGGAGGAGCUGAUGAACACCAGCGUCUACAGCGUGCUGCAUGUCGGGGAUCACAAUGAAUUCAUCAAGAACCUUCUGCCCAAGAGCCUGGUCAAUCAUCGGAGCGCUGAUUCGUCCAACAGGAACAGCCACACUUUUCACUGCCGUAUGUUGGUGAACCCUCGCGCCGACGGUGAAGCUCAGCUGGCCCCUGAGCAGCCGGACGCUGCGCAGCAGAAGUAUGAGACCAUGCAGUGCUUUGCCGUCUCUGAACCCAAGUCCAUCAAGGAAGAGGGGGAAGACUUCCAGUCCUGUCUCAUAUGUGUGGCAAGAAGAAUUCCUGUCAAAGAAAGGCCUGUGAUGCCGGCGUAUGAGAGCUUCACCACGCGGCAGGACCUUCAAGGUAAGAUCACUUCAUUGGACACCAGUGUGCUGAGGGCAUCUAUGAAGCCAGGUUGGGAAGACCUGGUUCGGCGCUGCAUCCAGAAGUUCCACCUGCAGAGUGACGGGGAUAUGUCCUUUGCCAAGAAACACCAUCAAGAAGUGUUGAAGAACGGUCACGCACUUAGCCCUCUUUACCGAUUCUCCCUGGCAGAUGGCACCAUCGUCUCCGCUCACACAAAGAGCAAGCUGGUCCGAUCUCCAGCUACCAAUGAACCUCAGCUCUAUAUGUCCCUGCACAUCCUGCAGAGGGAAAAUACUGGAGGCCUGACUGCAGACAUGUCUGGUGGCCAGGAUGUGGGGAAGUCAAUGACCCCAACCAGUGUGAGUGGAACCUUCCCCUCACCUGAUGCCAGUGUCACCAGCAACACCCAUCACUCCACAUCAGCCCCCAGCACCCCGGGACGUGGCUUUGGGACUGUACCAGGACGAGCCACCACUCCUCAGGGAAACUGCCAUGCUCUGAAGCUGGACAGCCCUUCAGCCCAAGGAAGUCCAAGUGUCACCUCAGGGGCCCAGAAUGCCAUGUUGUCACCAUGCCAUCGCCAGAGUCCUAGCACGGCGGCUAGCAGUAGCACUUCUAGUAGCCCUCACCUCCUCCAACGUCCAGCUGGUUCUUUCUCUCCUGCAGCUGGAUUUCUAUCGCAGUCUGUGUGCAGCAGCACAGGAACUAGCCAAGGGUUUAACUCUCUUUGUGCACUGCAAGCUCUCAGCCAGGGUCACAGGAUUUCUCCAGGGCUCACUGAGGGACAGCGUUCAGAGUCGCCUGACCGAAAACUACCAGCUCUCCAGAGUCCCCUACACAGUACAAACACUGGUACAGCACAACUUUCCAAGAGCAAUCCCAGUUUAGAGGCAGAUUUAUUUGGACCUUUUGAAGAGCAGGAGGAUUUUUUGUCGCCUCAUACCCAGGUUGGUGAACAGGACGAGGAGAAAGAUGGUGAUCUUGACUCCUUGGGAGGUAAUGGAAACCUUGGAGAGCUUGGUGAUGCAUCAAACCGCCAUCUUAACAACAAAGGCCACACCAAGUUGCUCCAGCUCCUCACCACCAAGUUAGAACCCUCUCCCAGCUCACCAUCAGGGUCUGUGGGGGACGACCAGAACUGUAAGGACCAACUGUGCAGUGUGUCAGGGGCAGGACUUAACAACCAGUCCACUUCAUUAAAGGAAAAGCAUAAAAUUCUCCACAGACUGUUGCAGAACAGCACUUCACCUGUGGAGUUGGCCAAGCUAACCGCUGAGGCUACUGGAAAAGACCCCAUUGGUUCAGAGUCUGCGUCUGGGGAGACCAUGGCUGUUCUGAGUGAACUCUGCAUAAAACAAGAGCCAGAGAGCCCCAAGAAGAAGGACAACGCACUGCUUCGCUACCUCUUGGACAGGGAUGAUAAUAGUAUUCUUGAUAAAGCCAUCAAGAUGGAACCAGUUGAUGGACUGAAACUGUCCAACAUUAAGACGGAGAAGCCAGAAGCAGGUUUUACUUUGGCUGAUCAGGCCUCUGAGCUGGAGGACCUGCUGGAGGAUCUCCAAAAUGGCGGCCAGCAGCAGCAGCAGCACCUGUUUCCCAGUCAGCCACCAUCCUCUUCCUCUUCAUCUUCCUCAUCGACGGCGCCGCCUAGCUCCUCGGCGGACAAACAGACCAUCAUCAGCGACAUUCUGCAGCUGAAUGACAGCAGCAGCUCCCCCAGCCAACACAGAGCCUUCCCCACCGUCGGCCCCGCAGGCUUCAACAGUGCCAGACCAGAGCAGCAAGGUCAAGGUGCUCCUCCAGUCAGGAGCAUGUCUCUGGACAGCAGUAUGGGCUCCAGCCCCACCAGGACUUUCCCCCCUCAACACAGGAACAACGGACCAUACUCUUUACUACACCAGCAAGGCAUGAUGGGAACCCAUCCGGGCAUGACCAAUCAGGCUGGGGUAGCCAACACAGGUAUUCGAGGCUCCAUGCAGCAAGGCUGGGGUCCUCAGGGGCCCUUAGGUGGCACCGUGGGGCCAAUGAUGGGUCAGGGGUUUGUUCGUAUGGUCCCCAACAUGAAUUCUGCGCUCCCCACACGAGGCAGCGCGCCACCCGUGUCCAGAGUCAUGGCCAACAUGCAAAUGAUGGGCAAUGACCUGGACAUGGCCGCCCCUCCUUACCAUCCGCAGCAUGCGCCGCCCAAUCAGACAGCUCCGUGGCCCGAUCGCAUGAUGAUGGAUCAUUAUGGAAACCAAAGCAGGCCGUCGUACGGCAUUCCUCAGGAGGAAGGGGUCGGUUGUUGUGGCUCGGGGCCUGAAGGCCACACGGACGAGGGCGCCCUGCUCAGCCAGCUGUGCUCGGUGCUGAAGGACUACGAGGGUCUGGAGGAAAUCGACAAGAUGCUGGGGAUCCCAACGUUGGCAGGACAGGGCCCUCUGUCAGAUCAGGAGCAGUACCUCGGCUCCUCGGACCCUCCAUCCAGCCUGAAGCCCCCCCUCUACAGUCAACACUACGGGGGGCAGCCAGGUUACGGCGGCAUGCCUCCUGAUGGCAGGUACUCUGCUCCAUCCAUGGGCGGCCACAUGGGGCCUCAAAGAAUGGGACUUGCAGGGUACCCCCCUAUGAUGAGGAUGCCUGGUGGCCUGGGACCUGGGGGGGCCACUUCAAUGGUCCCCCCGCAGCCCAACAACCUGAGGCUGCAGCUACAGCACCGACUCCAGGCCCAGCUGAACCGUCAGCCAAUGGUGAACCAGAUGGGCGGAGUCUCCAACAUGAAUCUACCUCUAAGGUCUAACGUACCAACCCAGGGAAAUCUCAACGCCCAUAUGGUGGCCCAGCGUCAGCGCGAGUACCUCAGCAACCACCUUCGUCAGCGUCAGCAGCACGUGCACCAGCAGCGCACCAUGAUGAUGAGGACGCAGGGCAUAAACCUGCCGCCCAACAUGCCCAGCGGGGGCGCCGCUGCCACGCCGAUGCCGAUGGGGGGCACCAACCCUCGGUUACCCCAGGGCAGCCUGCAGCGGUUUCCUUACCCGGCCUCCAGCUACGGUACAGGCCUGCCCUCUCCUCCUCCACCUCCUCCUCCUCAUCCCGGCUCCUCCAGCCCCUUCUCCUCCCCUCUGUCCCCCAGUCAUCUUCUGGCAAGCCAGGGCAUGAUGGGAAAUGUAGGCGGGCAGUACAGCGGUGUAAUGAGCCCGUCGUCACAGCACAGUGCCUUCCAGUUCAGCAGCUCAGGAAUGAGCCAGCAGCAGCAGCAGCAGCAGCACCAGGACCCAGGGUCGUGCUUCCCGUGUGGCGCGACCGCUCCGCAGAGCCCCCUGCUGUCCCCCAGGAUGGGCCAGAGCUCCAUGAUGCAGCAGAGUCAGGGCCAAGCCCAAGCCCCGAACCAAGGAGGUCCGCCCAGCUACCAGCCCAGUCCAGACCUCAAUGGAUGGUCUCAGCCUGCCAACAUCUCCAGCAGCAGCAGCGUGUACACGCAGCAGUCUCCGUACUCAACUCAACCCAGCGGUGGAUUAUACAACAGCAGCAGCAUGAACCUGGGAGUCUCCAUGGCCAGCAGUGGAGGCAACAUGAACUCCAUGUCCGCCCGGAUGACUGAACAGGUGAGCGACAGCAGCCUGAUCCUGGAGCAGCUGGCAGGCAUCGACAUGCUGACCCAGGAGGGUGAUGUCAGCUCUAAUUUUUGCUGACCAUGGCUUUGGUUGGGACAAAGUAACACAGGGACCCGCAAAACCACCACAGACAAGCAUGAAGAAGCUGAAGGACAUCCGCCAUCUUGGAGGCUCAAAGGACGAAGGACAAACUGAGACACAUAAAAGUCUCUGAACUCGGCCAGACGGCUUUAGUUCCUGCUUUAUGCAAAAGUCAGAGAUUCCAAGGAAACCAUCGUCUGAACCGACCUGACAGCAAACACUUUCAUUGUAGAUCCAUCGCAAGAAG
Messenger RNA from Nematolebias whitei (Rio pearlfish), 4955 nucleotides. RefSeq names its product nuclear receptor coactivator 2. The record is from RefSeq and is a predicted model, not a curated record. Gene Ontology annotation, molecular function: nuclear receptor binding; protein dimerization activity. The coding region runs from base 191 to 4705 and encodes 1504 amino acids. NCBI's taxonomy places the organism in Eukaryota, Metazoa, Chordata, Actinopteri, Cyprinodontiformes, Rivulidae. Gene Ontology annotation, biological process: cellular response to hormone stimulus; positive regulation of transcription by RNA polymerase II. The transcript is spliced from 22 exons. Gene Ontology annotation, cellular component: nucleus.